Messenger RNA from Colletotrichum lupini, 1377 nucleotides. RefSeq lists its product as uncharacterized. The transcript is spliced from 7 exons. The coding region runs from base 1 to 1377 and encodes 458 amino acids. NCBI's taxonomy places the organism in Eukaryota, Fungi, Ascomycota, Sordariomycetes, Glomerellales, Glomerellaceae. The record is from RefSeq and is a predicted model, not a curated record.
AUGCAAACUUCUGACGUACAACAACUUCGAGCUUCUCCAAGACUCCAACCCGCCCUCCACCUGUUCACAUGUCAUGUUCAUGGAUGUCUAGUGCCCGCAUCCACAACCCGUUCGCGAUUGUCCUCGUUAAUCCCUUUUUGGCUUCCCUCGUGGCACUGGAACCUGAACCCCUUCACUGGAACCCCUUCGCCGAGGCGGCUCAACCAAAAAGCAACGACGAUGCAGCUUGCCCCUCCAAACUUCAAUGCACAUGAACCACCAUUGACGUUUCAUGGAUGGCAUUCAGUUUUCGACCAAGAACUCGGGCUGGCCGACCCCUCCCCUGCUGACCACGACCAUCAGUCUGCUUUGCACAUGAAGAAGCCGUCACUUAAACCAGUACGGGCUUCUAUCACCACACCAAGGAUCGCCUCCCCUGAACCUCAAAACCUCGUUUCUCCAAACUUCCAGUUCUCCCCCCCUCGACCGGGGUGUCUGCGUGACCCAAACAGGGCAGAGACCGGCACGGCGAAGCAACGACAUUUGUCAAUUUCCAGAACCAACACCUAUCUAGCUGCUGUUGUUAUUGCACUGCCCCCUUCAUCAAGAACAACAGGCCAAGACUUGCCAUUUCACCGCAAUAACAUUCGCGACAUCAGCCAUCAGAUGAUGCCCAAAAAGCCCACAAGAGCUACGCCUAAAGUUUCGUUCCACAUUAGCUGGCCUGGUCGUGAUGAAGGCCGCGGACAGUGUCCGACAAUCCAUCGCCUUCGUGGCCUGCCUCCACUGUCUUGGCCAACACCGAGGGGCAUCGAUGGAUGCCAUCCCGCAGAGAACGAGCAUCCACCUGGAUGGGCUCACAACUCCACCACAGGUCCUUUCUGCUUCUCCAACGUCAGUGCUUUCUUCCCCGAUCUUGGCCGCCAACCCACAGAAUCCCCAGGGGGAAUUACUGGACCUGUGUUUGUCCACUGGUACUUGAACAAUGGGCCAAGAAACCCCCCAGUCGAGCCACUAAAUAAUCAACCCGAGUCAAGUCUGAACGUCCGUCUUAGUCACUGGAUCCUGGCAAACCCAGGUCCUGCCACCGACCUUUCAGAUACCACCCCGGAACUAUUGUCCCAGAGUACAGAUACCCAAAUCGAGCAUAAAUUAUUUGGCGUAAAGGACGCGAAGCCCACGAACGAGUGGUUAUUGCGUACACCAUCAACGAGCAGCAGACCCUUGCAAGAUUCGAAUGUCACGGAGCAACCUGGCGCCUGGGUUGGAAGUCUCGUCUUCUGGGGACCCUAUCUGAACCCACCGGCUUGCCCAGCCUCUGUCGUCAAAAUCUUCUGGCAUGCCACGAGCCCAAGGCGCAGAGCACACGACCUGCUUCAGAUCCAUCCGGCCAUAUGA